Messenger RNA from Nelumbo nucifera (sacred lotus), 1671 nucleotides. RefSeq names its product Serine/Threonine-kinase (gene PRIN2). The record is from RefSeq and is a predicted model, not a curated record. Gene Ontology annotation, biological process: regulation of gene expression. Lineage: Eukaryota; Viridiplantae; Streptophyta; Magnoliopsida; Proteales; Nelumbonaceae.
UUGUUCCUGGGUGUGGCUGCUGGCUUGAUUACAAAUUGAAGAACAUAACUCCUCAGAACUCAGAAGCUCCGCGAUCCCAUGCAAGAAAUUUAAGUGGAAUUUGGUAACGUUCCACUGGAACGUUUCUGGUGCCCCCCGAGAAGAAAGGCGUCAUUUUUUUGUUUCUACCAGGAACACCUGACACCACCAGAAACAUUCCCGUGGAAUGUUACAAGCGCAGGUGGCCCAUCCCCGAAGAAGCAUCACGGAGGAUGAGAGAGGCCACAGCAGGAAGUUAAACACUCGGCAGUGAGGCUCCCAAGUCCAACAUUGAGCUGUUUGUUUACAAUUAAACGGUUGUUUGGGAACUUUAACUGAUACUCAUGCACUUAACAGCACAUCUCUCAAAAUAUUCAAACCAUGGUGGUAGAGAUGUCCAAAUGCAGCUGUAACAACUGGUCUGGUCUGGUGAGUGGUGACUAGUGGUCACUGGUCAGGUACUGGGUAUUUGGGUAGUCAAUCAAUGAUAAAUUUCUUUGUUUUAUUUUGCCAAUGAUCUGCCUGUAUCCAGACUAGAGAAGACUCAAAACUUGGCUUGAAUUUGGUGGGUGGUGAGGGGGGCAGGGAGCCGCUCGAGCCGGUAAGGGAACCGCCAAUGUCAUCAUGACCCAUAUGGCCAUGUCCGGUUCGUCAGGUUGCUUAUCCUUAAUUAAUUGAAUUAGCCGCCUCCCGGUUCACUUUGGUCGACCGUCCGGGUUUAAAUACAGUAGCUGAGAGUCAGGCAGACAGAGAUGGCUUGGAGUAAAGCGCUAGCUCUAUCCAUUAUGCCUCCCAGCAUCAAUGAGUCUCCCCUCUCGUUUAGUUGUUUCCCUUCUUCCUCUUCGCUGCGCUUUCUUUCAUUUCUUUGUGUUUCUGGUAAUUGUUAUAGCAGUCAGUCGACUCAGUCCUGCUCUUCCGGAAUCAACCACUCCUCUUCUUUCCCUUCAGUGGUUAAGAGAGCAACACCACUAUCACCUUCUCCUCUCUUCCCCUUCUCCUCCACCAGGCACAUUUGCAGGGCAGCCGAGUACAAAUUUCCCGACCCCAUUCCAGAAUUCGCGGAAGCCGAGACAGAGAAGUUCAAGACUCAUCUUCUUAAAAAGCUCUCGAAGAAAGAUAUCUAUGGAGAUUCUCUCGAAGAAGUUGUAGGAAUCUGUACAGAGAUCUUCAGUACCUUCUUGUACACUGAAUAUGGAGGACCAGGUACUCUCUUGGUUAUCCCAUUCAUUGACAUGGCUGAUACGCUGAAUGAAAGGGGGCUUCCUGGAGGUCCACAGGCUGCGCGUGCUGCAGUAGUAUGGGCUCAAAAUCAUGUUGAUAAGGACUGGAAAGAGUGGACAGGCAAUGAUGAUUGAUGUCAACUAAUUAUAAAAACAAAAAUGCUUCCUUUGACAGACAAAUUGACUCGGGACUAUUUUAUACUGGAGGGUGGCUAGAAGCAUUCGUGUAUGGACUUUGGAGAAAGAGUUCAUUGAGCAAAAAUUUUGAAAUGGGCAUUGCAUUUUGAGAAGGUUCUGAAUUAACAGGAUAUUCAGAAGUUUAUGGAAAUUAUUAUCAAGGUCAUUCAUGUUACUUGUGCUUUGUUUGAGUUUUGAGGAAAGCCCGUCAUCAUCAUCAAUUCAUCAACCAAACCUUGGAUUUCUGGUAACAUAA